AUGAUGGGAGAGGUGAGCAAAUUCGAGAAAAGGCUUGAUGGCAGAGCUUUCGACGAGUUCAGACCUGUUGAUAUUCACUUUGGGAAGGAAUGGGGAUCAUGUCAAGUAUCUUUUGGUGAAACAAAGGUGUUAGCCAAGGCGACAUGUGACGUACAGCUCCCCAAGGCCACCAGACCCAACGAGGGCCUGUUGCACCUUAAUGUUGAGCUCAGUCCGAUGGCUGCAGCACACUUUGAGACUGGCCCACAAUCAGAGCUGGGUGUCCACCUCAAUCGACUCCUGGAGAAGUUCUUCAAGGAAUCCAGAUGCGUUGAUCUGGAAUCCCUCUGCAUAGUUGCUGAGGAAAAGGUAUGGAAUGUACGAGUGGACAUCAAUGUUCUGAAUAGUGAUGGCAACCUGGUGGGUUGCUGCUCAGCUGCUGCGUUAGCAGCAUUGAUGCACUUCCGUCGCCCUGACUUCACCCUGUCCGGGGAGCAGGUAAUCAUCCACAGCCCCAGCGAGAAGGAUCCCCUCCCUAUCAGCUUGCAUCAUCACCCAGUGGCCAUUGCCUUUGCGGUCUUCAACAAUGGUGAACGAGUGAUGGUGGAUCCAACCAAUGCAGAAGAAAGAGUAUCUCAAGCACAAUUGGUGCUGGCAGUAAACACGUACAGGGAACUUUGUGGCCUCCACCUGGGUGGCUCUGCCUUGGCGGCUCCUGACAUCAUCUUGCAGUGUGCACACAGAUCUGGUGGCUUCUCAGUCAUGCUAAUCGACAAGAUCAAAGAAGCACUGGAAGCUGAUCUCAAGGCUAGGAGUGAAGGGCCUGUGGCAGGAUUAACUAACUGUAUCAACCUGAUGAGGAUAUUGUCCAGCUCCCAAGAUAGGAACACGUUCUUUAUAAAGGGUAGUGGUCGACCAAGGCCAACGAAGAUGGAUGUGGAAGAAACAAUUGAAGAUUCUCAUGAAGAUAGUGAUGAUGAUGUUCGUAUAAUUUCUGUAGGAAAGCAGUCAGCAGAAUUAUUGCCUAGCCGUGGGAAAUUCUCUAAGGAUGAGCUAAAGCCAUGGGAGCCAUCAGGGAAACUGGGCAACAGCUGGGUGGUCAUAGAUCAGGACGAUGAUAGUGCCAAAGAGGAUGAAAAAGUAAAUGACAAUGGUAAUGAAAAUGUGAACGACAGCGACGACGAUAUUGAAGUGGUGAAGGAGGUCACGUUGCAGGACAGGAUCGUCGCCAAUAUCAAUCUGGAUGGAGACAGUGAAGAGGAAGAUACCACAACUCUCAAGUCUUCAGAUUUAGACAAAGCCUAGCAACUCAUCAACGGUUUCUUGUUUACUGUCAUGUACCUUUCAAAUUCAAAUAUCUUUAUUAAUCACUGUUUACACAUAGAAAAAUACAGAUUGAAUAGUAUCAGUGUACAGUAUUAAGCUAAUAUAAUAAAACAACCUUACUCUAAAUUCA
Messenger RNA from Homalodisca vitripennis (glassy-winged sharpshooter), 1435 nucleotides. It is a transcript of the gene Rrp45, whose product is annotated as exosome complex component rrp45. The record is from RefSeq and is a predicted model, not a curated record. Gene Ontology annotation, biological process: nuclear polyadenylation-dependent mRNA catabolic process; U1 snRNA 3'-end processing; nuclear mRNA surveillance. The transcript has 9 exons. The coding region runs from base 1 to 1284 and encodes 427 amino acids. NCBI's taxonomy places the organism in Eukaryota, Metazoa, Arthropoda, Insecta, Hemiptera, Cicadellidae. Gene Ontology annotation, cellular component: cytoplasmic exosome (RNase complex); nuclear exosome (RNase complex).